AAUGCGACAACCGAUGCCAAAAGAGAAGGUAGAACGUGCGGCUCAAACCUGCGUAACAAUUAAUCCUCAAGCACCGCGUGAAGCAGUGCAAACUCUCGCAGGACCUUCGCGUAAAACAAAAGAGCACAAAAUUUCAGGAAAUCCCGUAGACAAAUACACGUUAGUGAAGGAGGUCCUGGAUUAUCUUAUAGAAUGCACACUCUGGACAACCAAUCCUCUUCUUUACAACAUCAAGGUCGAGACGGUAGAUCAAGAAGUGCAAACCGACGUACGUUACGAUGAAACUAGCAACAAAGUGAUAAUAGACACUGACAUCCAAACCGAAUUGACUUGCGAGCCAAGGCUAUCGACCGGCCAGCUUCUCGUCCAGUAUGAAGAAAUAAAGAAUUUUAUACGAAGCAAACUGGAGCAAUGCUUCAUCCAAGCAAUCGAACCUCGGAUCAUAAUUGACGACCUACUCGAUGAGAUAGUCACUAAAGGUGCAGACAUAAUUAAAUAUCCCAUGAAAGAUCAACUAAUCCAAACCGUGGCCAGUUACAAGUCCCACGUGAGACGUGAUGAGGACGUGCUAAGGAGGUUGAGAAUGUCCACUGUCAUCGAUCCUUUCGAAACGUCGAUUGUCGUCGCACCGCUAAUAGACGAUUUGUUGAGUUUGACAUGCGACGUAGUUUCUCGAAAUGCUCAACGUGUCAUUAAGAAUAUCCUUUGCACAUCGAUUAGACGCGCAGUCGUAAUCGGCUUCAAACUCGAAGCAAUUAUGAAGCAGCCACAGCGCCCAACUACUGAGCAAAUAUUUCUCCAAAGAAAGAAGAAAAUCGCCGCUUUGAUGAUGAAGAAACACACAGAGACUGCCGCUACGCAAACGGAACUCGCUGGGGUACCCGAAAUCGCAAAACUCAAGCCCAAGGAUAUCCUGUGCUCGGUUUGCGCCAGGGAAUCGAUAUGCCACCUGUGCCUGACAGCUCAGGAAAAAAAUCUAACGCUGCCGAAAGAAGAUACGAAGAUACUUCGCACUCAGGAUAUACUAUUAGCGUAUAAUCCAUGCUACGUCAUCGCCACGGCUUCAGAGGAGGAGAAGAAUCCACAUCUGCAAUCAAGUAGCGCGAUGAAGAAGAAGAUUGAAAAAUCGACCGUCGCACAAUUACCGAUCUCGCAGUGUACAACAAAACCAAGACCAGAAGAGAUACGCGUCGCUCGCGAUAAUGACGUUGUCAACGUUCUCAUGACUCCGAAGAAAAGGACCCAAGCCCGAGGUGCAAUGAUAUCCAACGAACAUUUAAUCUUUCCAAAUUCCGUCAGCGGAUGGACUCGUGUCAUCGACGACACAUUGAUCAGGUCCUGGUGUCCCAAAGUUAACGCAGUAUUACUUACAGCAGAUUCCGCUAGUAAAGUAACUAACACCUUUACCACAAGCUCCAUAACGAGAUCAUCUUCUAAAUCAACAUCCUGUUGCGAAAAGCCCUCCCAGCCCGAGAGCGUUCUGAGCACGCAAGCGACGAAAGCGUUGCGGAUAUUGAAGAAUGCGUUUUGCACUCGCGACAUUUGCCCCGAUGCAUCCUUAGUGAAGUUGAUGGAACAUCACUUACCCAUUAAAGACGAGAUAAGCAAGAGCAACUUGUCUUGCAAUGUAGAAAAUUGUGCAUUACUGAAUCGACAUCAUGGACAACCUAUUAAUAUUAACAGCCAGAUUCGUGCGAGGCCGCGAGCCGAUAAAUUUAGAAGUGUUCUUACGUCGCCUUCAUCGGAAUCCUGAGAACAGAUAAAAUAACAAAGGUCAGUCGAGUUAAAUCUUGCGUUAAACUUAUUGUCUGUGUAAACGGUGUAUAAAUAUGGACACACACAUGUGUCGUAUCGAAGGUAAUCGUAAAAUUGUUUCGUGUUUUUCAUAAAAUACCAUAAAUCAUAUUUUUCUACGAUUUUUACAAUAACACGCUGUGAAAAAAAGAUAUUAAGAUUCCUGGCUUCUCGUCGCGAAACUCAUGAUUAAUGACAUCAGAAAUGAAAAAAUAUAUGCUAAAAAUUCUUGCAAAAUACGUUAAAAUAAAAAGAUGUAUCUAUAAAAUGACAUUUGCAAUCAAUCAAGUAA
Molecule: messenger RNA, 2086 nt
Organism: Odontomachus brunneus
Lineage: Eukaryota; Metazoa; Arthropoda; Insecta; Hymenoptera; Formicidae
Exons: 4
Coding region: 2-1753 (583 amino acids)
Source: RefSeq, a predicted model, not a curated record